UUAAUUCAUUAACAGCGAGACAAGACGGCUCAAUUCAAUUUCGCGUUUCACUCUCAAUUUUUUGUCUUGUAGUUUUUGCUUUGGCAGAAAUAAAUUAUGAUAGCACGAUAACUUCAAUGUUUCGUUUAUUUAACAAAAAUAAUUUAUAAUACUCGCAAUCGCAUCAUUACAUACAAGUGCAUUAUCAGAAUAUAAAUAUAUAAUUAUGACGCGUGAAAACAUAAUUUUGUAAGACUCAAAGGACUAUAUGUUUGUGUUUUUAAUGUGUAAAUAAAAAGAUUCAGAAUGAUGCAGCCGUCGUCGGAGGGGUGUAUGAAUAUCGCUGAAUUAGCGAACCAGCUGCGAAGGGAGAAAAUCUUCAUUAAUUCAGAAAGGCAGCUGUUGCAAAAUCUCAAUGAGGAAGUGGAGAGAAAGGCCCUGGAGUUGUUGCAGGCGUCGUGGAUAUGUUCACAGCAGCGUCAGAAUCUGACUAAUCUGAUAACAGCCAAGUGUGAGAGUGAAUCUAUUGCAGCCUGCCAAAGAGCCAGCCAGCUUGAAAGGACAACUUUUAUUGAUGCCUAUAAAAUAUUGAAAUAUAAGGAAGCAUCAGCGCUUGGUGAGCUUCUGGGAUGGCUCCGCGAAUCACCACACCUGAUGGCUCUGUGCCUGCUGCUGGGAGAGGAGCACAUGCCGCCGUCACUGCCUUCAGCGCUGGUCGCCGGGCUGUAUGGCAGUUGCCGGUCUCCACCGGACCGUGCCAGACUGCUGGCGGUCAUACGGUCCUUGAUCAAACACCACAUGGCGCCGUCCAGCGAUCCUGCUAAGUUAUUUCGGUCGGGAAAAUGCGCGCUAUCCCAACUGUUCGCGGUGUUUCGCGACGGUCACACUCCCGCCAGGCAGUUCCUGGUGGCCACGUUGCAAGACCCUGUUAUGGCCGUCCUGCACGAGGACGAGUUCUUCCUGGACAUAGAUCCGGACAAGGCUAUGGAGAGGUUCACAUCGUCAGACCGUCUCAAGAAGUUCGGCCAACCGCACAGCGCAGAGUACGCAGCCAAAGUGGCUCGCUACCGCAAAUGGAUUGUCCAAUCGUUGUACAACCUCACCAGCAAGUUUAUACUCUCAAUGAGGGAGAACUGGUCCAACUUCCCGGCCAGUAUUGCGUGGUGUGUACAGCAGGUUGUACACUUGUUGAAGCAGCAUUCCAGAAUAUCAGCGGGCGACUUACACGCCAUUUGUACGGAGAUUGUUCUAGAACACUUCAUCUGCCCGGCCAUAGUGCAUCCGGAGACACACGGUGUGGUCGAGGUCCCCGUGUCGUACAUAGCUAGGUUCAACCUCAUGCAGAUCGAGCUUAUCAUCAGGAGGCUCUGUCUGGCCCGCUAUCAGGAGUUGGAAGCAAAAACACGCGAUCUAUAUUCGAAGUUCGAGCGGAGCUGCGUGUGGUCGCUUGUAGACGCUGUGUGCGGAGAUGCCUUAGCGCCUUGUACAAUGCCGCAGUCUGAAUCAUCAGCGACGACCGCUACGCUACGCACGGACGUCACCCCGGUCACAACCGUGGCACUCUUCACGGCGCAAGACGUCAAUUCUCUGAUAACAUUCCUAAAGCACAUUUCCUCGAAGCUGAACAAUAAUACACCAAGUUUGACGGCUGAAGAGCAUGCAAACGUUGGAGUUGUAGCCGAAGCUGGCGCGUUUGGUGAUUCGACCAAUGAAAACGCGGCCCUACCAUCGAAUUCGAGCAACGGUUCAUUGUCGUCGAGCGAUUCUGCUUCGUUCUCGUCUCCGCACGUGGCCACGUUGCUGCAGACCGUCGAACACAACGUGCGGGACAGACUACACGACCUGCUGAGAAAAAUGCCCGAUUUCACCGACUACAAACAAAUAUCCCCAUCAGACUCCAAAGACCUGACAAUCGAGAACGGGCACAGCAAACGAGGUAUUUUGUCCAAGAUGGCCAAACCACGUUUACCACGCAGCGGCAGCGCCAACUCUGGGCUCGACGAGAGAUCAGUCAACGGCAGCGUGGAGCGGGUCAGUGUGGACAGUUUGGAAGUGUGGAUCAUUAAGCUGUCUAAUGUCGAAGAACACGAUGUUAUUGGUAUGAUGCCUGAGUCGAAGGUUCUGGAAUGCUACGCGGCGUGCGACGAGGAUGGCCCGCUGCACGCGGCCGGCAGCGGCCCGCCCGUGCAGAAACGGACCAGGUUCUCGGUGUCCCACGACGAGGUGUCGCUGGGGAACACCUCGGACAACCUCGAGGCGGUGUCGGAGGCGGCCUCCAACCACAGCGUGACCUCCAGCCUUGAGCUGGAAACCGAGGACCAGAAUGACAACCUCUCUGAUAUGGUGUCAGCCAACGUGAGCGGGCGCGGGAGCCCCAACAUCUCGGGGCGCGAGACUCCGUCCUCGCAGGUCACGGAGGGCGACGGCCCGCCCAGACGCCUCCCACAAAAUGCGCCGGUGGGCCAAGCCGGCAGCGCUCAGGCCAAGCUGAUGAAGCAGACGAGAAACGACAUCGAUGAUAAAUUCUGCAAGUUUGAGAUCAAGAAAAUGCUAGAAGGCGACGAGACUAUCAGCAUAAUGUCGGACACAUGGAGCACCGAUGUGCUGGCUUCGGACUCGGAGACGAUCGGCGACUCCUGCGACCACACCCAGAUGACGGCCAACCAGGCCGCCAACGCUAACAAUGCAAACGCUCCGGACGUGUCGGAAACCGCCAGCGAAUCAGCGUGGAGUAUGGAUGUGCUCGCUUCGGAUAGCGACCGGAACACCGAGGUGGACACAGACGAUUGUGUGUCAGUGGCCGCUAGAUCGGACACCUCGUGGCCGCGGAGACCUUCUCAACAUGAGGAUAGCUUGCCUGCGAGGGUGCAACAGAAUGGAAGUUUCAAGAGGCCUGACGCCGGCAGUCCGAGGCACACGGUCAAACCGACCAACAGGGGCGGUGGUUACCUAAGCGCCACGGCGGCGUUGUCCCGCGGCGGGGAACUAGGGCUGCCAGCCGUGCCCAGCAACCAGCAGCACUUCAUUGAGAACAGGAAGAGCAUUCUUGUCAAUGGAUAUCCUGUGAUGACGUGCUACGCGACGUCGGCGCCCGAGAGCCCCGGCGCCGCCGCGCCCGCGCAGCCCGACGUCUUCGGCUACGUGCCGCAGGGCGGCGGCAGCGCCCAAACGGAAUCGACACUGGACGCGAACAGCCAAUCGGAUGCAACCAGCCAGUGGGUGGACGACAGCUUCCCCCCGCAGCACUCACCCGACCGCCCCUACCCCUCCACUUCCAAAUACGACCCAGCGAAGUCCUACGAUGACGACCCAAUGGACAGGUCGUUGAAUUCCAGCGAGAGUUCGUUCAAUGCGCUGUCGGUGUCGCAAUAUGGAAGAUACGACAAUGAUGAGCAACCUGAAGCGAGGUCAACAAUAACGGACCUCAUGACGCGCAUGAGUUCCGCCACAAUAUCCACAUCGGCGAAUCUCGUCAACAACCUAACAGCUCGCAUAGUCAAAUCGGAAAUCCGAACAAGCAUAGUUUCCAUCUCAUCCUCGCGCAUUGAGAAGAAGCGAGACGGCACCAGCAACAUGUCUUUAAGCACAUUAUCAGUGAACAGUGCGGAGUCAGUGUCCGAUAAGAGUUCGAGUCAGGACGUGAAUUCUGAAAAUGUGACCGAGCGCAGGAUAAGUCCGCCGACGGUCAAGACCGAGUCGACUGGGGCUAUUCCGAAGAGCAUUAGCUUUGACGCCACGGCCGAGAAGUCGCCAAGGCGUCGUAUCGUCGGCGACGAGGGUCUCGUGGGCAACCUGGACGAGCUGAAGAACAACAUGAAACGUUCCGGCGGGAAUUUGUUGCAUAAGAUCAAGAUGUUUAGGCAGAAGGGACGCUCGCAUCAGCAUCAAGAUAUAAAACUGCCCGAAGAAGAAUCUCGAAACGAAGACUGUUUUCGCGCCGAAAGUAAUGGCGAGAGUUCAGAAGACAUCCUCGCUAAGUACCGGCGGAAGACGUCUUCUGACUCCAGCAAGCAGAGACGUAGUCAGCGGAGACCUUCCGAUGUGCCUGAUGCUGAUUUGGAGAGGUCGGAGGGAGUGGUGGACCUCAACGACCCAGAAGUGUUCAAUAGCAUGAAACGACGUCUGCGCACCGUGCUGUCCAACCCAGAUCUGCACUGCGUCGAAUACGUCCCUAACCGUUGCACCAGCACGUCACUAGUGGAAUGGGUGCGGAGCCUCUCGUGCCGCCUGGCGGAGGGCGGGGCGGAGAGCGGGGCGGCGCACGCGGCGGAACUCGCGCGCGUGCUCACCGCCGCCUCGCACUCGGCCGCCGGGGGCGCCAGGCCCGCCAGAUUAGCGGCAGCGUUGCGCGCCGAUCUGGCGGCGAGGAAGCCCUACGCUACAUAUUUGGCGUCAUGCCGCGCUGCGCUCACGCAUACACAUCAUAACCUCAAAACGCAAAUCAGCCAAGUGCGCGCAGAAUGCGUGUCGUGCGCACGCGCAGCCGCGGCGUCGCGCGUGCUGGAGCAGCUGGAGCGCGGCAACGCUUUGAAGAGGCUCGCGAGGCACCACCACGCGCACAACAACCACACGCAUGCUAAUGGUGGUGAGUUGAUGGAUGAGAAAGCUUCAAGACUGACUGCCGGGAUAAAGGCCAUCACUGCUGAGGUGAAAGCGGACCCUUCCUGGGACGGUGCGUCAGCGACAUUACUGGAGACAGCCGAAUUGACGGUGGAGCGCGCGGCGUUCGCGCGGCUCUACCUGCACGUGCUGUUCCCGAACGGCGACGGCGACAUCGCGCGCGACCAAGUGCUAAGCGAACACAUCCGGCGCCUGUCCCUGUGCACGUCGGCGCUGAGGGCGGGCGUCGCCCCCCGCCACGUGUGGGCGGCCCCCUUCCCCCGCGCGCAGGCGCUCCUGCGCCAUCUGCCCGUGUACAGGACCCCCCGGGAUAAGCUGUCGUGCGUAAUGCGGUGCGUGACGGCCGUGAUGUCGGUGCUGGCGCUGAGCGGCGGCGCGCCCCCCGCCGCCGACGACCUCACCCCCGUACUCGUCUAUGUCAUACUCAAGGUGAACCCGCCGUCCCUGCUGUCGAGCAUAGAGCUGGUGUCCGCGCUGGGCGACGCAGCGCUGCAAGGCGAGGCGCAGUACUGGUGGACGCAGUUCUGCGCGGCCGUCGCUUACAUCAAGACCAUGGACUAUCCGCGGACCGAACACGACCAGCUCUAGCGAACACAUAUGUCGCGCUCAGCCGCGAUCAAGCCGCGCUUCUCGUCGAACCGCGGCCGAUGCAACACAAUAUAGACUUUAUCACAACUCAGUAGUGCUCAUUAUUGUAUAACUCCAUAUUAUCAUUAACACAUUCACUGGUUUCUUAUCGAGUGUCUUUGCUGGUGCCAAUUAAAGUCGCCUAAAGGCAAUUGGAAUGACUUCUACGAAUACCGCCAGUGGAAUUAAACGCGUACACACAUGUGAUCUGAAUAUACAUACUAAGACUAAUUUUAUUGUUGUCACCAACUGUUGUCCGCAACUCCGCUCGCGGGAAAAUCUAUCAUUAACCUCCUAUUUCACCCCCUUAAGGAUAGAAUUUAAAUUCCUUGCUUAUUAGAGUUACGUGUGUAACACAAGAAACUGGCCACAUUCUGUUAAGAAAGUUAAGAAAAUAAAUAUCUAUCUCCUGUUGAUUGGCUACACUGGGUGUUGCCACAUUCUGUCAAGAAAGUGAAAUAAAUCAAUGUGGUCGCUGUCACCCGUUGGUUGGAGUGUUUACCAACCAAUUAUGACAAUUAUAUUCGGUGUUGCAAUGGCAAAAAAAUGUAGUUCAUUUAAAAACACUGUUUUCUGCACUUUCUUUACAGACUGUAGCUAAUAUUAUAAACAACAAAGUUCGAUACCGAAUGGUAUUUUGCAUGUAACAUAUUAAGAGGGCGAAAGGUAUAAAGACGACAUACACACGUGCGAAGUGGAGGACAAAAGGUUGUAUAGGACAUGAGUAUUUAAUUAUUCAAAUAUUAAAUACAUAAUUAUGCAUAAUAUUGUAUCAGACUUGGCAAAAUAUAUGUAUAUGUAGUGAAAAAUUUACUCGAUUCAAAUUUCACGCUUGUAUACUUCCUUAGCGAUUAAAUGAUUGUUGUAAAACGUAAGCUUUCAAAUUAGGACAAUGGUGGCAUCCUGUUGAAUCGAAAUAGUGAAUGUAAAUAAAAUUACGUAAGAAUAUAAUAAUUGAGAUUGUAUUUGUGUAUUGAACCCAUUUUAUUCAUAACACAUAAUGUAUGUUAUGAUAAAAGUUAUUUUAAUUUAAAUAUGAUUUUCCUAUCCCUCGUGGACGAGGUAAUAUUUUAACUGUAGUAGAUUUUAAGCGUUAUUAUUAUGAAUAACAUAGGUAUUGUAAAUUUUGUCCGAUACAGAGCAAAAAGCAAUCAUUCAAAUUUGGACUUUAAAAUCUUUAUUGUAAGUAUAUAUUGCUUUGUCUUUGAAAAUUUAUUUUCUGCUUGUCACAGUCAAAUGUGUCUAUUGCGCACGAUAUAAAAUAUGAUUGUACAUAAUGUUAAUGUGGCUUAUAUAUUAUAGUAAGGAAACAAGCCACAUUCUAAUUUAACUAUCUAGAUUGGCUUUGUAAAAUUGUUCCGUGAACUUUAAUACUUCCCAAUAAAGAAUAUUUUUCAAUGCGUCUGAUAAGAAUGAUAGAGUUUUAGACUUUGUCUGGUGUGGCCUAACUGGGCAUGAAUGAAUACGAUGUUGUUGAAUUUUGUUUCUGAAAAAUCAGACACGAAACUCUUAUUAGAAACACUUAUUAGAAAAGUUAAUCUUUAGGAUAUCCAUUCAUUAAUUCCGUCACAAUAACGUUAAUGAUUAUUGAUUAUUAUUUUUUAACUUAAAUAUAGUUGCGUCACAUUUGUUAAACUUCCCCCGUCCUAGAGUGACGAAACCUUUUCACAUCUAGUGUUUCUAACAAUGAUGUCAGAUUUUAUUUAAGUCGCCCAAAGCAUCUGCGACAGAGACAGGCUGAAUUCGCGUAGCGCAGCGGACAAUCGCCUUUAAUAAUGUAUAAAAAUAUUUAACUGUGUCACUUUAAGCCCACGUUUUAAAGCAUUUAUCACAAAAACAUAGCGCAUUUCCAUUAAAAAGGCAUUUGGAAAAAUCAAAAUUACGUAAUUAUUGUGUCGUACGUUGUCUCCAUCGACUGUGAUUAUAAUAGGAUAAUACUCUAUUCAUAAAGAGAUAACGAACACUUAAAACCUUUUUUACUUAAAAUGUAAUUUGUUGUAUCCAAUUUAGAUUUUUUUUUAGUUUUAUUACGAAAUAACAAAAAGUUACAAAAUAAGGUCUUCAUUAAAAUAUGUAUUUAUUAAAGUAUGUAUGUGUGCAUAAUUAUGCCACCCCCAACAUUAUUCACAGCUUAAUUAAAUUCUUGUUAAACAAAAAGUUUCCACUAGAGGUCAACUGUGUGGUUAAAAUUAUAUUAUUUAAUUUUUAAAGUAGUUUUACAAUUUACUUUAAAUAUUUAAACUAAAAUAGGUUUUGUACGUUCGUUCGCUUUUUAUGAAUAAGACUGAAUGAAAUGAAUAUUUUUGAUGGUGUUUUUAGAGCGUGUUAUAUUUUCAGUGUGUUGUGAUUCGUGUGAUGUUACGUAGGAAAUUAGGCAUGAAAUGUAUGGCAAUGGAGAAUCGGUUUUAUGUCUGUGCGAUAAGGUAUGAAAUUGAAUGUAUGAUACACGUAAGAGUUCGGUUUUAUCCUACCCAUGUAUAUUAUAGCUAUAGAAAUCUCGCCAGAGAAGUACGGUCUAAAAAUUUUAAAAUGUAUGUAUUUCGAAGCAAACAAAUUCAUCAUUAUACAAUGUAGAAUAAUAAUGUGAGUCCGAAAGAAAUGAUUCUCGUCGCACGAGAAUGUUAUAAGAUUUUGUGUGUUGAAAAAUAAUAACAAAUAUUACAUACUUUACAUAUUUUUUCCGUAAAAAUAUUUGAAAGUAGUACAUAAAGCGAAAUGGCUAAUGAUCAAGGAAAUUAUGUGUAUAUUGUGAAGAUGUUGCGAGCCACGAUACAUUCAGAAUAUCGAAUAAUUGAUUAAGAGUGUUUGCAUUUUCGCUCACACGCCCUUUUUAAGAUUAGGAAUUCUGCAAAAAUCCAGUAUCCUACCAAAGAGGUUUCGAUUCGGUAUGGCGGGAAUAUAGAGCUUUCCUUAGUUUCCGAAUAUUUUAUUAUUAUUAAGGAUAAAAGUAACAUAAUCGCGUACGAGUAAUUAAUACACGCAGUGACAACUUUUGCUACUUAAUGAUUUAUAACAGAAUUUUUUUUUCUUCAAUUUUUAUCCCAAUAUUGUCAACUUAUAAUUAUAUAUAAAUUAUAAUUGGCACUUUGUUGGAUACUGGCUUUUACACAAGUUAGAAUAAAUAUAGUGAUCAUUCGCAAACGCGAUCCGUUCACAUCAACUUAAUUUAUUAAACAUAGAAUAAGCGUGGGUACGUUUUAAAUGUUAUGAGCACCGGUUUAUUUCGCACUCUUAAAAGACAUUAAUUUUGAAAUAAACAGUAGUAUCGUAGCAUAAAAAGUUACCCUUAAAAAUACCUUGCGAUAAUAAAUAAUAUAGUAUUUUACGCGUUUACAUCUACCAAUAUUGAUGUAAUAUAUGCUGUCUCACUCAAUCAAGUGAAAUAGCAUAUCGUGCUUCUCACUCAUGAAGUGGUUGCGUCAAUUGUCGCGGCGUGGAAACGAGCCUAAUAUCUUUUUUGGUAAAUCAAUUUUGUCUUUGUGAAAUUUCGACGAAUUUGUAGACGUAUAACAUAGCAUAUUAGUGAAAUCAUAUAAUAAUAUAAUAAUGUUUGUGAAACUACAUAGCUGUACAGAUUGGUGUGAGAGUUCGCUGAUCAUUUUAUUCACCAGAUCUAUUUUGAACAUGAAAUUAUACGUUACUUGAGCCUGUACUCCUAAGAACUUUUUGAUACAAAGUAAACAAUUAUAUGUAAAAACUCUUUUCUUUCGCGGGGAAAUGUAUAAUUAUAUAAUUACUAUACGUUAUAACUGUGUAUAUACCUAUUUAUUAUAAUGUAGCUUGCAUCAAAAAGUUCUUAGUAGUGGAGUCCAGUAACCUUCAGAUUGAUGUUUUUAAAUCAUUUAUUCGGCAAGAUCGUACGCUGCGUGACGCGUCGGGCGCGGUUCCAUGUAGAUCCGUAAAGCCAUGAUAUGCAAAAUAAUUUUCCAAGUCUGCGUCUCUUUCACAAUGUUACAGAAAAUAUAAUCUGGUUAAGCCCUUCUAAAUUAAUAAACACGAUGAUGUGAACCGAUUUUGUAGAAAAAUAAAAACCUUUAAUGUUUAUGCUCCGUCCCAUGCGGGUAAAGCCACUAAAAAGUAAAGUUGCAUCCCUUAUUGCUCAGUCACAUCGGAGCGCGACUGACGCAAUAAGGCAUGGUUUUCAACAUAGUGUCGCGCAGCGGACUUGUAUAGACGCUUAAUUAUAUGCUUAAUUUUUGUGCAAUCAUCAUUCUGGUAAUAAACUACAAUCACCGCUGGGCAAAUAAGUUGAAAUGUACAAUUUAAAAUGUUUUGUAGAUAAUAUUUUUUUCAAAAGAUUAGAGUCAAUUUCCCUAUGCUUAUAUAGACAAACAUUAUGAAUUGAUUUGUUUUUUACAACUUAUAUUUUUAUUUGCAAACGCGAGUAUGCUUCUUGCAUUUAAAGGAAAGUGUACGAAACCAAGUAUAACUUAACAUUUUAACCGCUGUUAGUUGCUACAACUUUUAAUUAGAUUAAAUGUGUACCUAAUGUAAUCAGAGCAAUGAAAUUAUAUUUAGCAAUAAAAUAAUCAUGUUUACAA
Plodia interpunctella (Indianmeal moth) is the source of this 9767-nucleotide messenger RNA. RefSeq names its product GTPase activating protein and VPS9 domains 1 (gene Gapvd1). The transcript has 34 exons. The record is from RefSeq and is a predicted model, not a curated record. Gene Ontology annotation, molecular function: guanyl-nucleotide exchange factor activity; small GTPase binding. Lineage: Eukaryota; Metazoa; Arthropoda; Insecta; Lepidoptera; Pyralidae. Gene Ontology annotation, cellular component: endocytic vesicle; cytosol. Gene Ontology annotation, biological process: regulation of GTPase activity; vesicle-mediated transport. The coding region runs from base 286 to 5187 and encodes 1633 amino acids.